CUUUUGUGAAGCACGUUGUAAAGAAAACUUCUGUACACUUCAUCAUUAUCAUAACUAUUACAUAUUGUGGCUGGGGGGGCGUUGCUCGAUAAGUAUGGGACGCGCCCCCUGUCAAAACGUCACAUCCAAACAUGGCAGCCUACUUGAGCCGGUUACACCACAUUUCGCUCCACGUUUCUAACGCGGAGAAAAUAGCCAACGACCUCGUGUCCAAAUUCAAGUUCCGUCUGUUCGCCAGCAGACUGACCCGCGGGUCCAGGCAGCUGGCGUUCAGGAAGGGAGCGGCGGUCUUCCUCCUGAACGAGAGAGAAAACCGGAGCGAUGGGAAGGUGAAUGAAGAGCUGCCUCACCCUCCUCAUCCUCCCCGUCCACAGCGGGCGAAGGUGGGGAAUCACACCCAGGACUCAUCCGAGAGAUGUCUGUACGACGUGAGCCCCGACUUCUCCGUGGACACCGCGAGCAACGUGUGCUUCGAGGUGGAGGAUGUGGAGAGGUCAUUCAUCCACCUCCGCCGCCUGGGCUGCAGCUUCCUGGUGCCGCCCACCACGGUCCAGGAUGACGGGGGUCCUGUCACCUACUCCGUGGUGAAGUCCGUGGUGGGGAACGUGUGCCACACGCUCAUUGACAGGACUAAGUACGAGGGGGCCUUCCUGCCUGGGUUUGAUGUCCACGAGAGGGACAGCAGCCUGGAGGACGAGGACACGUCCUGUCCAAUCACGCACUUCGAUCACAUCACCUAUGCCUGUCCCAGGAAGACGACCCAUCAGGUCAUGAGGUGGUACGAGCAGCUCUUUGGUUUCCAAAGGUUUUUCAUAGACAGGGAAGAAGAUGUGGACGAAGGUUUUGUCAUAAACCAGGAGGGCAUCGGUCUGCGUCUCACUGCCAUGGAGUACUGGAAGUGCAGCAAAUCGGGCAUCGUUCUUCCCUCUGUGGAUAAAAAAGAACCAGACUGCAAGUUUGUCAUAGCCGAAUCACUGCCCGAACAAGGCAGGAACCAGGUCGACACCUUCUUGGAGCAGCACGGGGCCCCAGGGAUCCAGCACAUCGGGCUGUACACAAAAGACAUUGUUUCCACAGCACGUGCAAUGGCUGGAGCUGGUGUGCAGUUUUUCUCCCCUCCUCCUGCCUACUACACUGAGGUGGGGAAACAGCAGGAAAUAGAGGAGGCAGGACACAACCCCCAGAUGCUGGCACAACAUGGUAUUCUGCUGGACACAGACCUGAACAAGGAUCACUCAUCACUAAAAGCAUCCAGUGAAAACAGAAGAUACCUCCUCCAGGUGUUCACCAAGCCCAUCUUCGCAGAGGACACCUUCUUCCUCGAGCUGAUCGAGCGAAGAGGGGCGACGGGCUUUGGCGAGGGAAACAUCCGAGCGCUGUGGAGGUCGGUGCAGGCCUACAUGGGGAACGAGAGGGGGGAUUGUCAAGGAGAGGGAGCCCCGAAGACGGCUCACACCGCUCAGGCUUAGACGCUGCAAACGUUUUUUAACUGAGGCUAUUUUAUUUUAUUUCAUGUGUUUUAUAUGUUAAUAUGAAAUCAUAUAUUGGAAAGGAAUGAUGUCAAAUGUAAAAAGUGAAAUAUUUAAUGAGACAUUGUCUCUAUUUCAGUAUGAAUUCUGUGCACUGCUAACAAAUAAGAAAUGCUAUUGUGCUAAUAUCUGUGGUGAACAUGCCUGAACAUAUUAAUGAUAGAGCAUUGUGAACAAACUGGUUCGAUGACUGAUGUAACAUAAUAUACUUGAAACAUUACAACAAAAUGCACUUGAUGAAGCAGUAAAACAAUGUCUUUGUUUUCACUGUCAAAGCCAAGCAACGGACGACUCCUGAGCAACUGUUCCUCAGUAAAUCUGUAACUCACA
This is a messenger RNA of Hippoglossus stenolepis (Pacific halibut), 1859 nucleotides long. RefSeq names its product 4-hydroxyphenylpyruvate dioxygenase-like (gene hpdl). The transcript is spliced from 5 exons. The record is from RefSeq and is a predicted model, not a curated record. NCBI's taxonomy places the organism in Eukaryota, Metazoa, Chordata, Actinopteri, Pleuronectiformes, Pleuronectidae. Bases 132 to 1469 code for a protein of 445 amino acids. Gene Ontology annotation, molecular function: 4-hydroxyphenylpyruvate dioxygenase activity. Gene Ontology annotation, biological process: aromatic amino acid metabolic process.